AUGCGGCUGCUGCGCGCUGGGCGGCCCGGGCCGGCGAGCGGCGGGGCGCGCGAGCUCGCGCUGCUGCUGACCCCGGAGCCGGGGCCCGAGGCGAAGGAGGUGGAGGAGAACAUCGAGGAGAUGCUCCUCAGGCUGGAAGAGUUUUGCAGCCUGACUGACAUGAUCAGGAGCGACACUUCACAGAUCCUGGAGGAAAACAUCCCGCUCCUUAAGGCCAAGCUGACGGAAAUGCGUGGCAUCUACGCCCAGGUGGACCGGCUGGAGGCCUUUGUGGAGAUGGUCCGGCACCACGUCUCCUUCCUGGAAGCCCACGUGCUGCAGGCCGAGCGGGACCACGGGGCCUUCUCGCAGGCCCUGCGGAGGUGGCUGGGUUCCUCUGCGCUCCCCUCCCUCAGGAACAAACCGUCUACACCAGCACGCCCCACAUUCGAGCUGCCCACCUUGUACAGGACCGAGGACUACUUCCCCGUGGACGCCGGCGAGGCGCGCCCCGAACGCCUGCCCGCCAAGGCUCCGGCCUGUGAGCUCCGGGCUGCUGCAGGGGGCCUGGAAAGCAGAACUCCGUGGACAAGGCAGCUUGGGCUUUUCCAUUUUUUUGGGCUUCGCAUGAGACCACGGGGAUGGAGCAGUUGAACCCACACGUGGGAACUGGAGGGGGCUCCUGCGCCGCGGGCUCCCCGCUGUGUCUGGGGUCAGGUGGUCUGGGGCCUCAGAUCGCCCUUGCUCUCUGUGAAGGGCUUUGCUGGAAUCCUGGGGGUCACUCAGUGCCACCCAGUGGCAGGGCCCAGGCCCCUUGGCAUCAAUUGGGCUGUGGACCCCAGGGCCUGCUGCCCUGCCAGCCCCCCUAAUAAAGGUGUCGAGAGGUGGCCCGUUGUCUGCG
Talpa occidentalis (Iberian mole) is the source of this 880-nucleotide messenger RNA. RefSeq names its product breast carcinoma amplified sequence 4 (gene BCAS4). The record is from RefSeq and is a predicted model, not a curated record. Bases 1 to 633 code for a protein of 210 amino acids. Gene Ontology annotation, cellular component: BLOC-1 complex. The transcript is spliced from 5 exons. Lineage: Eukaryota; Metazoa; Chordata; Mammalia; Eulipotyphla; Talpidae.